AUGAUAAUCUGCUUUAUCUUCAGAAUUUUGAUCGAUGACCUGCAGGUUGCACUGGAAAAGCAGCGUGAUAGCAACAUUCGUGCAGUACACAGCUAUGAAAAGUACAAUGAUCUUGAUACUAUCAAUGCCUGGUCUGCUAACAUUGCCGCUCAGAAUCCAACUCUGGUGUCCCGCUUAGAGAUUGGUACCUCAUACGAGGGACGUCCUUUGUAUCUGCUUAAGGUUGGAAAAAGUGGAACAAACAAAAACGCUGUCUUCAUGGACUGUGGAUUCCAUGCUAGAGAAUGGAUCACCCCUGCUUUCUGUCAGUGGUUUGUGAAGGAAGCAGUUGACAAUUAUGGCAGUGAUGAUCAAAUUACCGAUCUCUUGGACAACCUGGACGUCUAUGUUCUCACAGUUAUGAAUGUUGAUGGUUAUGUAUAUUCUUGGAACUCAAACCGCAUGUGGAGAAAGACUCGUUCUGCUAACAAGAAUUCUGCCUGUGUUGGAACUGAUCCAAACAGAAACUUCAACGCUGGAUGGUGCACUGUCGGAGCUUCUUCAAACCCUUGUGAUGAGACAUACUGCGGUACUGCUCCUGAAUCUGAAAAGGAAUCUAAAGCUCUGGCUGACUUUAUACGUGCCAACAUUGGCUCCAUCAAGGCUUACCUGACUAUCCACUCUUAUUCCCAGAUGCUGCUGUUCCCUUACUCUUAUACCUAUGCUCUCGCUAAAGAUCACACUGAACUGAAUAAUGUUGCCAAGGGUGCUGUUUCUGCUUUGACUUCCCUCUAUGGAACUAAAUACACUUAUGGUCCUGGUGGAACUACAAUCUAUCUUUCCUCUGGAGGAUCAGAUGACUGGGCCUAUGAUACCGGUAUUAAAUAUUCCUUCACAUUUGAGCUGCGUGACACUGGAAAAUAUGGCUUCAUACUGCCUGAAUCUGAGAUUGUCGAAACCUGUGAAGAAACAAUGCUAGCUGUCAAAUACAUUGCUGAUCAUGUCCUGAAUAACGCUUAA
Molecule: messenger RNA, 999 nt
Organism: Staurois parvus
Lineage: Eukaryota; Metazoa; Chordata; Amphibia; Anura; Ranidae
Source: the annotation of a GenBank genome assembly